AUGUCGCGAUACGUGAUAACAGAAGAACAAUUAAAUAAUUUAAAAGAUCAAAUAAAAAAUCUGAGUAAAUUAAAUGAAAUUAAGGAAGAAAAAAUUAAAAAUUUAGAAAGAUUUAAAACUAUGGUUUCAGAGAGCAAAAAUGCUGAUUUAUUUAAAAAAAUUGAAAGAUUAGAAAUCGAUGUUGGUAAUUUGAAAACAAUAAAUAAAAAUUUAACGGAUUUGGAAAAAAAUAAUUAUAAAAAAAUAGAAAACCUUGAAAAUAUUUUAAAAGAAGAAAGAAAAUUACGUGAAUAUUCUGAAAGUUUAGCCAAACAAGUUGAAGUUCAAUGUGCAGAAGAAUGUCUUUUAAGACAAUUAACAAAUGAAUUGUGUCAAUUGCAAAAAGAUGAAAUUGAAAUUGAAAAUAAAAAAAUCGAGGAACUUCAAAUGACGAUAGAAAAAUUUAAGAAUCAAUUAGGAUUUACAACACAGCUAGGAAAUAAUUUUCAAAAAGAUAAUAAUUUAAAGUUACUCGUGUACCAAUUUAGAAAUCAACUUAUAGAAAUGUACGAUGAUGUAAGGCAAAACCCUAAAUAUUCCAACGCACAAAAAAAAUAUAAAGAAACUCUGGAAUCGUGGCUGGAAGAAACCAAUUUCGUUAUGAACGAUAUAAAUGAAAUUGAACAGAUGAAAAACGAUUUAAAUUAUUUAAAAAAUAAAAUCGAAGAUGAAAACAAAAACUUGUCUCACCUAAUUUUACAUUUGAAUUUAACAUUAUUGCUCUUCAUAACGUAG
Messenger RNA from Pediculus humanus corporis (human body louse), 774 nucleotides. RefSeq names its product Tropomyosin, putative. Lineage: Eukaryota; Metazoa; Arthropoda; Insecta; Psocodea; Pediculidae. The record is from RefSeq and is a predicted model, not a curated record. Bases 1 to 774 code for a protein of 257 amino acids. The transcript has 2 exons.